Messenger RNA from Girardinichthys multiradiatus, 2234 nucleotides. It is a transcript of the gene slc8b1, whose product is annotated as solute carrier family 8 member B1. NCBI's taxonomy places the organism in Eukaryota, Metazoa, Chordata, Actinopteri, Cyprinodontiformes, Goodeidae. Gene Ontology annotation, cellular component: membrane. The record is from RefSeq and is a predicted model, not a curated record. Gene Ontology annotation, molecular function: calcium:sodium antiporter activity. The coding region runs from base 369 to 1970 and encodes 533 amino acids. Gene Ontology annotation, biological process: calcium export from the mitochondrion; intracellular calcium ion homeostasis. The transcript is spliced from 15 exons.
CUGGUGUCACCUAGAGCGGGGGGGGGCGGAGGGUUGUUUAUUCAGGCAGAUAAACAACAUUGAGGUCUUUAGUUCGUUUCUCUCUGGUUUAAUCACGCAGUCAGAUCGGCAGUUAGUAGGACUCCUCCAGCCGAGGUCAGAGGCCUGUUAGCGCAGCAGCAGCAGCAGCAUGGACGCGGUUCCAGGAUAAAAAGUGGAUCCUCGUCGGUGGUUUCCUACCUCUGUUCCUGCCUCUGAUUUUUAGCGGCCACCUACUCGCCUCGGGCUCCGGGGGAACCUCAGCACCCAGCUUGGUGUUGGAUUAACCGGACUGACCCCUUUAGCCAUGAUGUCUGAAAGCAGCAGCGACGCGGUGGUGUGACCUCGUUAUGAACUACAGCGCUCCGGAGCGAUGCGCUUUUGUGAAGAGGACGCCGGACUGCAGCGUGGCGGACGGCUUCAUCAACUACCUUAAACUGGCCUUCUGCUUGCUGCCUCCCAACCUCACUCCUCUCACUAUCACCCUCUGUAUUAUAUGGCUGCUCGUCUUGUUUUUCAUUCUGGGACUUGCUGCUUCAAAGUUUUUUUGUCCCAACCUGUCAGCCAUCUCCUCCACUCUUCACCUCUCUCACAACGUUGCUGGUGUGACGUUCCUGGCUUUGGGUAAUGGUGCUCCAGACAUCUUCAGUGCAAUAGCAGCAAUCUCCCGUCCACAUACUGCUGGGCUGGCUGUUGGAGCCUUGUUUGGAGCUGGCAUAUUUGUUACAACAGUAGUUGCAGGAAGUGUCUCACUGGUCAAACCCUUUCCUGUGGCUUCCCGUCCGUUCCUGCGUGAUCUUGUCUUCUACAUGAUUGCAGUGUUUUGGACCUUUCUCAUCCUCUACAGAGGCAGUACAACCCUGGGAGAAACACUAGGAUACAUGGGCCUGUAUGUGCUUUAUGUUCUGACUGUUAUUAUCAGCACAUACGUCUACAAUCGGCAGAAAGGUUCAGUUACAAACGGUGUCCAAAAUGUUCCACAUAUUCCAGCAGAAUUUAACUCGUCGUACUCCACUGAUGAGGACGACGUUCCUGAUCUGAUAGACGGGACAGUCCAGCAGGAGUACGAGUCCGAGUACAGUCCACUCCUGCCUUACUCUGAAUCCACGAGUGAAAUCCUGCUCAGCUCUUUGAAUCCGGUGGACAACAGGAAGUGGAGGAGGAAACCAUGGACCUGGAAAGUCCUUAAAGUAGUAAAGACUCCCCUGGAGGUGCUGCUGCUGUUCUGUGUCCCUGUGGUGGACCCGGACAAAGAAGACAAAAACUGGAGGAGACCGUUGAAUUCCCUCCAUCUAAUCACUUCUCCUCUGCUGUGUGUUCUGGUCUUCCAGUCUGGAGCAUAUGGAGACCUCAUGAUCCAGGGGGAGUUGCCUGUCUGGCUGCUGACUCUCCUGCUGGGAAUGUUCUUGGCUGCUAUAGUUUUCUGCAACACCACCAAUGACCAUCCUCCUAAAUAUCACCCACUUUUUGCACUUUUGGGCUUCGUGGUGAGCGCGGUGCUGAUCAGCGCCGCAGCCUCAGAGGUGGUCAGUCUUCUGCACAUGCUCGGUGUGGUGCUGAGUCUCAGCAACACCGUGCUGGGCUUGACUCUUCUGGCCUGGGGCAACAGCAUCGGAGACUGUUUUUCUGACAUCACCAUCGCUCGGCAGGGCUACCCACGCAUGGCCAUAGCUGCUUGCUUCGGAGGCAUCAUUUUCAACAUGCUGUUUGGAGUAGGGUUGGGAUGUCUGGUGCAGAUGUGUACAACACACUCUUUUGUGCAGUUUGAAUCGCAGGGCUUGUUGACGUGGAUUCUUGCAGGUUCCCUGGGCUUGUCCUUGGUCCUGUCCUUUAUCAUUGUUCCACUCAGCCAGUUCCACUUGGGUCGGUCCUAUGGAAUCUUCCUCCUCAUUUUCUACUCCAUAUUUCUGGUCAUUGCACUUCUCACAGAGUUUGGAAAGAUCCACUCCUGAGCUUACACCAGACUGACAUCUGCCUGUAAUGAUGCUGCGGAAAGCAGAAAUGUACUUUGCUGCUCUUGCUUGUAGUUAGUAAAGCCAUCUGGCUAAAGACUUUUAAGUGCUCAGGGCGGAUUGAAACCAGCCUCACUGUGCCUUUUUAUUGGUCCCCUUGGACCCCUGGUGCUGUGAUUUCAUACAGAUGUCAUAAUUUUAUAUAUUUUAUAUGGUCUGUCAAUCAAUAUAUUUGUGAUUUUUAACAAAGCUGCUUUUUUGGUG